This is a messenger RNA of Pseudomassariella vexata, 2101 nucleotides long. RefSeq lists its product as uncharacterized. The coding region runs from base 484 to 1887 and encodes 467 amino acids. The record is from RefSeq and is a predicted model, not a curated record. NCBI's taxonomy places the organism in Eukaryota, Fungi, Ascomycota, Sordariomycetes, Amphisphaeriales, Pseudomassariaceae. The transcript has a single exon.
CAGCUACACCCCACGAGAACAGACGGUCAUGAUCGGGUUAGCCUACUAAGCAACUUGCAGGUGACUACUAAAUCCGGCCACAUAUGGAAACAUAGACAGGUCGUGCCCAUACCCACAGUCCCGGAAUGACGGCGGCUGGAACGGUGGAAGAAUCAUACGAGGCCUGCUGGUUUGCUCACACGCCUCCCAAUGGGCUUGUUGGCAUUGAAAUCCGGAGUUCGAGGCCACGCGCUAGGCUAUUAUGAACAGCGCCUAGCUGGAGAAUGCAUCGAGAUGAAUCCCGAAUAGCCGGCGUCUGGCAGCCAUGAUUGACUAUAUAACCAUGGGGAUCUCUCACCAUGAAAAGAAUCCAAAGUCGCCAUCAACAGGCUUCGGUUGUCACUCACUCACUUUACUCACUUCACUCACUACCUUCAUUCUUUGAAAUUUACACACUCUCUUUGAUACUCACACUCUUUGUAUAGUAUCUGUUCUAAGAAAAGAAUGCGUUAUCACGCAUUGCUUGGCGCUGUCGCGCUCGUUCGGGCCGCCCCCAACACUGCCAUCUUCGAUGCUGAAGCCUUCAAGGCCGUCCCGGGACCAACCCUGACUGGCCCUCCCCCUGGUGUAGCCACUCAAGAGGGCGUGUACGACGACGACGCACUUCUUUCCAAGGCUACCGCGGUGGUAUCGACGAUUGCCACUGCGCAGGCCACGGUAUCGCAGGUUGCUCGCCGGAGCGAUCUCGAGGCCCAGAGAGUCUGCAUCUUCGGCUACUGCUUCGGCAGUUCCAAGAGUACUAAGAACUCUGGGGGUUAUGGCAACAAUGACAACGAUGAUGAUGACGACAACGACGGGGGAGGUUAUGGCUCGGGCAGCAUCACUAGGCCACCCGUUUCCGUCACGACUCCCCCGGUCACUAUCACCUCAGCUCCCUCCAUCAGCUACGGUUCCGUCCCAUCGUCCUGCACGCCAGUGAGCUGGACCAACACAUUCGCAUUCACCAGCGACCCGACAUGCACCAAGGGCCCCUUCGAAGUCGGCACUUACUGCGGCUUCAUCAAUCCCGAGGACCCCUGCGCCCCGCAACCUCUGGGUGCUGGUCCCGUCCCUACCCCAGACACCGUCCCGGGCUUCUACAAGUCCGAGGCGCUUAGUAAGCUUGCUAAGAACGCCAUCACACCCAAAAACUACACCAAUACCUUCCGCAACCUCAACGCCUCAGUCAAUGCUAUUUCCUAUAUGGGUCUGCACACGCUCAACAGCUACGAUCCGCAAGCAUGCGCCGAGUUCUGCAACACAGAGAAGCUCUGCACGGGGUUCAACAUCUUUGCUGAGCGCAAUCCCCUCUGGAACCCUGACCAGUGCUCCUGCACCGCCCCUCCCUCCAUGACCAACUUCAAGUGCACUAUCUGGGGCUCUGGUGUCCUCGCGGGCGCUGCCAACAACUUCGGCCAGAAGCGUGGCGAGGACUUCAACGUCGUCAUUGCUGCAUCCAAUGGCUACGAGAAGAUCAACACGACGACGCCGCCCACUCCCGAUGGCUGGGGCAAGCCCCAAAGGUGCGGUGGUAUGUUCGACAAGCCGCGCACUUGCAUUGGGAAGCAGAUCUUCAAGGGUCCUUUCGAUCCCUCGGUUUGCGCGGCUUAUGCCUCGGCACAGAAUGCGCUCAAUCAAAAGAAGGGUCUAUGGAAUCUUAUCAAGUCCCUGUUGGGGUACAACAACUCCAAAUGUAAUUUCUUCAAUGCGGCUAUGUUAGACAUGAACGACGUCGCCCAGGGAUAUCAGUGCUCGCUUUAUGCGCAACAAUAUCAGUCUGAACAGGCUACGUUCCAGCCGCCUAAGUACGGGGCUGAUGUCUGGAAGGUUGAGAAUAGUUGGAGUUAUUGUCUGAAGGGAACUUAUUAGAUCGUAGGGCACGGGCUUGGUAUGGAAAGGGUAAUGAUGGUGUUUGGUUUGUCUUUGGGGUAUGACUGAGAAUGGGGUUUGCUUUUGUAAACGGUUGGGUUCGGAGUUAUGAUUUGGUAAUUCGGGGAGGGAUGGAAAAAUAGGGGUAUGAUUUACAUGGGACUAUUUGUACAUACAAAUAAUCUGAAACCUGAAUACGAAUCGUUCUCAAGAC